Adelges cooleyi (spruce gall adelgid) is the source of this 2321-nucleotide messenger RNA. RefSeq names its product ecdysone oxidase-like. The record is from RefSeq and is a predicted model, not a curated record. The transcript is spliced from 2 exons. Gene Ontology annotation, molecular function: flavin adenine dinucleotide binding; ecdysone oxidase activity. The coding region runs from base 82 to 2214 and encodes 710 amino acids. NCBI's taxonomy places the organism in Eukaryota, Metazoa, Arthropoda, Insecta, Hemiptera, Adelgidae.
GCACUAAACCAAUCCAUUCGUUUUGACCGUUCCGAUAUAAGCUUCCAAAUCGAGCUGAAAGAGACCAUUCGAAAAUUAACUAUGGCCACUAUCAGGAUAUCGUGUCUCCUAACGGGACUGCUCGCAGUCUUCUUGGGAACCGAAGUCCAUGCGUUCGGUUUGGGCAAACUAAUGAGCAAAAAUGAUAAAGCUACUACGUCUACGACCACUCGUUCGGUUACUACCGUGACGACGACCACGGUUUUUAGUAAAAACAUUUGGGCUUCGAAAAAUUUGAGCAAAUCGAUAAACAUCAACAUGCAAGAUGUAUGCUACAAGCUGGGUUACAACUUAGAAGGCCAAUACGUAGUGCCGGAGUUUUUGAAGUUGCUGGACUCGCUGAACAAAGCACAAGUCAGCAUGGCUUCGGAAAUCGUGUACCCCAGGGACUACAGCAUGUCGUUGCAAGACGGCGAACGGGUAGACGUGAUAGUGUUGGGAUCAGGAGCGGGCGGUUCAUUGUUGGCCGCUAAACUCAGCGACAACAAGGAUUUAAACGUGUUGUUGAUAGAAGCCGGAGACAAGCCGCCGUUGACCUCAGAGAUCCCGGCACUUUGGGCGGGAUUCGCCAACACCAAAAUGGAAUGGAAUUACCGAGCCCAGGAAGACGAGACCUUCGGUCAGGGUUUGGAUGGCAGACGGGCGAAAGUAAUACGGGGACUGUGCGUGGGAGGGACGACCGCCGUGAGUCCAAUGUUGUACGACCGGGGAAUACUGGCCGAUUACUUGGCGCUGGAGGCCGCGGGUCUGACGAAAUGGGGAUGGAAAACCGUGAUGCACCUGUACAAGCGGUCGGAGGACUGUCGGUUCGAGACGAUCACCUCGGACAAAACCAUCAAACAGUCGCACAGUCUUGGCGGAAAAGUGGUGGUCGACUCAUUUAGAAACCGACUGACCGUGGACAUCCGGAAGUGCUACGACAAGGCACUGGCGCCGGAACACUACAGCUUGCUGGACUUCGCCACGGUCAAGAGUCACCUGGGCUUUUUCUCGUCCGUGGCCAUGGUCAAAGACGGCAUGCGCUUGAACGCGGCCAGAGCGGCUUUGUCCGACGCCGGCAGGAAGUACAACUUGAGGGUGGCGGCCAAAACUACGGCGAAGCGAUUGCUGUUCGAGGGCAACCGAGUCACGGGUGUGCUGGUUGAAAACUCGGCCGGCGAGACGAUAACGGUGAAGGCCGAUAAGGGCGUGGUCGUGUGUGCCGGUCCGGUUGGCACGCCGCAACUUCUCGUCCAAUCGGGUGUCGGACCCAAGAAUCUGCUCGGCUCGUUGGGAAUUCCAGAGGUCGCCGUCAACGAGCGCGUGGGCUUGAACUUGCAAGCUCACCCUACCUUUUUGGGCCUGCUCGUUGCGUUCGACUCGCCGCCGCUGAAACCGUAUUCGAUUAGCGAAAUGGUCUUUGAGUAUUUAAUGAAAAAGUCCGGUCCCCUGUCCAACAUAGGCAUGACCAGUUUCACCGGUUUCAUCGACGUCGACAAGGACGGCCAUCCGGACGUUCAAAUACAUUUGUACUACUACAGUCAAGAGGACACGGUCGUUAUGCCGGCACAAUUGGACGCGUUCAAUUUCAACGAACACGUUGUCGAGCAGAUCGUCAAGUUUAACGAGGAAAAAGCCGUUCAGCUCAUCGGCAUUUCGCUGAUGCGCCCCACGAACACCGGCUGCGUGACCAUCGAGAAGACGGAAUGUGGAUACGAACCGGUCAUCAAGUACGGUUCUCUGUCCGAGGAAGACGUCACCACCAUAUUGAAGGCCAUCGAAUGGAUUAAGAAACUCACGGCAGCGGAGGCGUUUGUUAAAUACGGUCCGAAAAUCCAACUGCUCGAUUUCAAAGGAGGCCCGACCCCCAAUGUAGACUGUGAACAGUAUUGGAGACACGCCAUCAAACACUUGACCACGAUGAACGUGCAAAUGGCCGGUACCAGUUCGAUGGGACUCGAUGCUUCGAACGGUGUUGUCGACCAAGAUCUAAGAGUUUUCGGCACCGAAAGCCUUUGGGUGGCAGACUCGUCUGUGCUCACCAAGUUAUUCAGCGGUGAAAGUUGCGCUCCGACAAUGAUGGUCGCGGAAAAAGCUAACGACCUAAUUAAGGAACACUUGGGAUGCAAAUACAAAGAAGAAGAUUCCGAAGAAGAUCCCAAAGAAGACGACUCGAGCGAAGAAUGUAAAAAAUAAUAAAAAAUAAUUAUUAUUAUUAUUUUAAGAUUCAAACUCUAAAAUUGUUAACCUAACCUAUGUAGACGUGUUAAAAUUGAAAUAAAGCUGACCUUAAUACAGUAUUA